This is a messenger RNA of Perkinsus marinus ATCC 50983, 1788 nucleotides long. RefSeq names its product Cylicin-2, putative. The record is from RefSeq and is a predicted model, not a curated record. NCBI's taxonomy places the organism in Eukaryota, Perkinsozoa, Perkinsida, Perkinsidae. The coding region runs from base 1 to 1788 and encodes 595 amino acids. The transcript is spliced from 8 exons.
AUGCUGGCCCAUGGAGAGGACUUGGUGGACGAGCUCGAAUUUUUGGCGAAAAAAAUUCUCGAAUCGCCGACGUAUAGCCGUUCGUGGACAUCAGCGUCGUCUCGUCGAGCAUUGGGAGGGUCUGCAAGUCCAAUGGAUUUAGCUCAACCACUUCUACCUGAAGCUGCACCGUCGAUGGAGAGCAUGCCGGGAUCGGCAAUCCGUACAAUUGCCAGGCGCGACAGGGAGCUUCCCCCUAUGAAACUAUACACUUCUAAGAAGGCCCCACUGGCCUUCAUGGCACCAUGGUUGGUAGCUUGUGAAAAACCUGAAAUGACUUUCCCCCCGCCCGAGGAGCCCCACGUCAGCACCUCUGCCGAUUCAGUGCGGAGGUUAUCGAUUUUAUCGAGUCUGAAUAUGCCGAGUCAAGAGGGAGCGGAUUUAGAGAUUGAUACCACUCCGGCUCUUGGAGCUGAAGGGCCGAAAAAUACUACGCCGCCACGAGCUGGGUUUUUCCGUAAACUUAUGGAUAUAAUUUUGUGGCGCAGUGACAAAAAACCGAAAAGGAAACACGAGGAAGUUGAGAAAGUGGAGGAGAAGAGAUUCGCGGGUACUCCCGCGGCGAAGAAGAGGAGGAGAGUGUCGAGUGAACCUCCGACAACAGCAGCGACGAAACGAAGGUGGAGCGUUGAGGAAAUGCAAGAUGAGCAAGAUGGGCAAGAUGGAGAGGGAGGAAAGGGAGGGUUAUGGUCGGAAGAUGAGGGAGCUGAGGUGGCUAGGGGCGUUGAGGAAAUGCAAGAUGAGCAAGAUGAGGGUGUCUGUGUGGAGAUUGAGGAGAUAGUUGUUGAGGAAGUGCAAGAUUGUUCGUCUACUACUCGGCAUGAGGAAGAUACUCCAGAGUCGGAGGGAGAGGGGAUGGGGGAGCAUGCCAUGGAUGGGGAGGAGGAUAGCGUUGAGGAAAUGCAAGAUGAGCAAGAUGGAGAAGAUGCAUCGAGUGAGAAGGCUAGCGCUGAGGAGAUGCAAGAUGAGCAAGAUGGAGGGAAUGCAUCGAGUGAGGAGGCUAGCGUUGAGGAAAUGCAAGAUGAGCAAGAUGAGCAAGAUGGAGGGAAUGCAUCGAGUGAGGAGGCUAGCGUUGCGGAAAUGCAAGAUGAGCAAGAUGAGCAAGAUGGAGGGAAUGCAUCGAGUGAGGAGGCUAGCGUUGAGGAAAUGCAAGAUGAGCAAGAUGAGCAAGAUGGAGGGAAUGCAUCGAGUGAGGAGGCUAGCGUUGAGGAAAUGCAAGAGGAGCAAGAUGGAUGGAAUGCAUCAAGUGAGGAGGCUAGCGUUGAGGAAAUGCAAGAUGAGCAAGAUGGAGGGAAUGCAUCAAGUGAGGAGGCUAGCGUUGAGGAAAUGCAAGAUGAGCAAGAUUUGCUGGAAGAUUCCUCUACGGUCGAGGAUAAGGUUGAGAAAAGGCAGAACCAGCAAGAUGAGGAAGAGGAAGAUCCGGCAAGUGAGGAACCUGAUGAUAAGAAGAGUAUUUCGAAAGCUCAUGGGCAUGAUGAUGCUGCAGCCGAGGGUAGGAUGGACGCCAUCUUGAAAUCUUGGUGGAUCUUGCAAUUCCUCAACGCUAGUUUAUAUGCGGUGGUGGACGAUGAUGCGUCGUCUAUUCCUUCCUCGCCUCAACUGGACUUUUCGAGUGAUGAAAAUGAGGAUCCUCAUCCGUGUAAAGUCGUCGUUCAUGAUGAUAUUUCCGAAACCGAGAGAGCUGAUUUGGAACGCCAUGCGGACGCUAUUGCAGCUGCCUUGAGCGAAGAGGAGAAGCAUGGUAGAUGA